Messenger RNA from Ceratosolen solmsi marchali, 1278 nucleotides. RefSeq names its product arginine and glutamate-rich protein 1. Lineage: Eukaryota; Metazoa; Arthropoda; Insecta; Hymenoptera; Agaonidae. The transcript is spliced from 4 exons. The record is from RefSeq and is a predicted model, not a curated record. The coding region runs from base 1 to 1278 and encodes 425 amino acids.
AUGGACGGCGACGUCGCGACGGCCAGGACUCGGGCGGCUGUCUCCUCGCCGAGACUCGUGAACGUCAGCGGCACCGCCAACGCACCAUUGGCUUACAGACUGCGCAAUGUCGCCCGACGCAGCAAGAAGAAGCCGAAGAUGCCUCCGGAUAAUCGGUACGAGGCAAUCGUCGAGGCGAUCGAGGACGACAAAAGAUUUGCCCUGCUAACGCAGGACGAGCGCCGUCAUAAGAGGAAGUUAAUCAGUAUCAAUGUACAGAAGAUAGUCGAUCAAGGUAUGGAGGCAUACGAAGAGGACCUCGAAGUGCGUCGCGAUAACCUUCGGAGGCUCCUGCUGAUCGAGGAGGCGGAUUUGACUCGCGAACUCAUUCAAAUGGUGAAGGACCUGGAGGAGAAACGCGAGAUGAAACUUGCAGCUAAGGCGGCCGAGGCCGAAAAGGAGCGUGAAUUUGCGCGCCAAGAGCUCCUGCAUGAGAAACAGCUCCAGCAGUUUGUGCUAAUGAACCCGAAAUUGCGAGAAGUGCGGAACCGCAUGCGGACGGAGGACACGAAGCGGGCGAAUGUCGCGCAGAUGGCGGAUAACGAGGAGCGACGCAGACUCGAGUGUGAAAGAAUUGCCUACUGGGACCAAUUGAUGUUGGAUCGAAAUAACGCCGAGUUGACCGCCGAUGCAAAAAGCGCAAAAAUGCGAGCAAACCACAAGCGCAAUUUGGUAAAGGAACUGCGGGAACAAAUGGAGGCAAAGUCACGCUAUCGUCCACCAGAGGACCUGAUUGAUGAGAAUGUUAGGAUCCUACCGAUGCGCGAUCCACUGGUUGAGCAGCAAAUCAAGCGAGAAAAGAAUCGAAAACUACGCGAAGACUUGGAAAAGCAGAUCCUCGAGUCAAAGCGUGCCUUGGAAAUGAGGGAAAACGAGGAAAAGUCUCUAAAUGAAAUGACCAGUGCACUCAGCAUUCGUCCUGACAUAUCGGAUAUCGAACAACAACAGAAUCGAGAAAUCAGGCGCAGGGAAAUCUUUGCUUACAUGGAGAAUCUAAGGGGAUUCCGCGAGGUCUUGGCGGAACGCGAGGCGAAAGCCGACGAAUAUGCGCACCGCUGGGUCAAGGAGAUGAACGAGAAGAAGUCGGAGGCGCAACGCUUAGCCAAGGAGAAGAAGAGAAGAGCAGACCACGAGCUCAAGCACGCCUGGGACCAGCAACUCGAGAAUAAGCGCAGCCUCCAACAAUCGGAGCUCGAUCCAGGUAACCGCGGACAUCCGCAACUCCAUCUCUUAUGUUAG